Phragmites australis (common reed) is the source of this 2536-nucleotide messenger RNA. RefSeq names its product phenylalanine ammonia-lyase-like. Gene Ontology annotation, cellular component: cytoplasm. The record is from RefSeq and is a predicted model, not a curated record. Gene Ontology annotation, biological process: L-phenylalanine catabolic process. Bases 165 to 2306 code for a protein of 713 amino acids. Gene Ontology annotation, molecular function: ammonia-lyase activity. The transcript has a single exon. NCBI's taxonomy places the organism in Eukaryota, Viridiplantae, Streptophyta, Magnoliopsida, Poales, Poaceae.
CCCCUCCAUUUCGCUCCAGGAAGAGCAGCACCAUCCAGUGCAAGCAACACAAGCUCUUCUCCAACAUACACUACGACGCGAGUCUAAAUUGACAAGCCAUCGCUCACUUCUGAUCCUCAAUCUCUUUCGGCUUAGUGCGUUGGUUGAAUUCCCCGCCCUUUGCAAUGGAGUGCGAGAACGGCCACGUUGCGGCUGCCAACGGCGACGCCCUGUGCAUGGCGACACCCCGCGCCGACCCGCUUAACUGGGGGAAGGCGGCGGAGGAGCUGAUGGGCAGCCAUCUGGAAGAAGUGAAGAGGAUGGUGGCGGAGUACCGACAGCCCGUGGUGAAGAUCGAGGGUGCCAGCCUCCGGAUCGCGCAGGUCGCGGCGGUGGCCGCGGCUGGCGAGGCCAAGGUCGAGCUCGAUGAGUCGGCUCGCGAGCGCGUCAAGGCCAGCAGCGACUGGGUCAUGAACAGCAUGAUGAACGGCACCGACAGCUACGGCGUCACCACCGGCUUCGGGGCCACCUCCCACCGCCGCACCAAGGAGGGCGGCGCGCUCCAGAGGGAGCUCAUCAGGUUCCUCAACGCCGGCGCCUUCGGCACCGGCGCCGACGGCCACGUUCUGCCGGCCGAGGCAACGCGGGCGGCCAUGCUCGUCCGCAUCAACACCCUCCUCCAGGGAUACUCCGGAAUCCGCUUCGAGAUCCUCGAGGCGAUUACAAAGCUGCUCAAUGCCAACGUCACGCCGUGCCUGCCACUCCGGGGCACGAUCACAGCGUCCGGCGACCUCGUCCCGCUGUCCUACAUUGCCGGCCUUGUCACCGGGCGCGAGAACUCUGUGGCAGUCGCCCCAGAUGGCAGCAAGGUGAAUGCCGCUGAGGCGUUCAAGAUUGCCGGCAUCCAAGGAGGAUUCUUCGAGUUGCAGCCCAAGGAAGGUCUUGCCAUGGUAAAUGGCACGGCCGUGGGUUCCGGACUUGCCUCCACCGUGCUCUUUGAGGCGAACAUUCUUGCCAUCCUUGCCGAGGUACUGUCUGCCGUUUUCUGCGAGGUCAUGAACGGCAAACCAGAGUACACCGACCACCUCACGCACAAGUUGAAGCACCACCCGGGGCAGAUUGAGGCAGCAGCCAUCAUGGAGCACAUCUUGGAAGGCAGCUCCUACAUGAAGCUUGCUAAAAAGCAAGGCGAGCUCGACCCGUUGAUGAAGCCGAAGCAGGAUCGGUACGCGCUUCGGACGUCGCCGCAAUGGCUUGGCCCCCAAAUCGAGGUUAUCCGUGCCGCCACCAAGUCUAUUGAGCGCGAGAUCAACUCUGUCAACGACAACCCACUUAUCGAUGUCUCCCGCGGCAAGGCGAUUCAUGGCGGAAACUUCCAGGGCACGCCCAUCGGCGUGUCCAUGGACAACACCCGCCUCGCCAUUGCCGCCAUCGGCAAGCUCAUGUUUGCGCAGUUCUCGGAGCUCGUCAAUGACUUCUACAACAACGGUCUGCCCUCCAACCUGUCCGGCGGGCGCAAUCCGAGCUUGGACUACGGCUUCAAGGGCGCCGAGAUCGCCAUGGCCUCUUACUGCUCUGAGCUGCAAUUCCUGGGCAACCCGGUGACCAACCACGUUCAGAGCGCGGAGCAGCACAACCAGGACGUGAACUCUCUCGGUCUCAUCUCCUCCAGGAAGACCGCCGAGGCCAUCGACAUCCUGAAGCUCAUGUCCUCAACGUUCUUGAUCGCUCUGUGCCAGGCCAUCGACCUGCGCCACAUCGAGGAGAACGUCAAGAGCGCCGUCAAGAGCUGCGUGAUGACGGUUUCAAAGAAGACUCUGAGCACCAACUCCACCGGUGACCUCCACGUCGCCCGCUUCUGCGAGAAGGACCUGCUCCAGGAGAUCGAGCGUGAGGCGGUCUUCGCGUACGCCGACGACCCGUGUAGCGCCAACUACCCACUGAUGAAGAAGCUGCGCAACGUGCUCGUGGAGCGCGCCCUCGCCAACGGCAUGUCCGAGUUCAAUGCGGAGACAUCCGUGUUCGCCAAAGUCGCCCAGUUCGAGGAGGAGCUGCGCGCUGCGCUGCCCAAGGCGGUGGAGGCUGCACGGGCGGCCGUCGAGAACGGCACGGCAGCGAUGCCGAACAGAAUUGCCGAGUGCCGUUCAUACCCUCUGUACCGAUUUGUACGCGAGGAGCUCGGAGCAGUGUACCUUACCGGCGAGAAGACGCGGUCACCUGGCGAGGAGCUGAACAAGGUGCUCGUGGCCAUCAACGAGGGCAAGCACAUCGACCCGCUGCUCGAGUGCCUUAAAGAAUGGAACGGCGAGCCCCUGCCCAUCUGCUGAACUCGGAACAGAGAAGGAAGAGAAGCGAGAGUCUAAACUCUGAAACAGUAUUUUUCAGCAUAUGGGACUUAUUCAUUUUUUAUAUGUUUUUGUUGUUGUGCUAAGGAUUCUUCGUUGUAGAGCUGCAAUGCCAUAACCUGCUUUAAGCAUGGUCUGGUGGACUGUUGAAAAAAAUUGUUGUAGCAACUUGUAAGUUUUUAAGUACUGUGAAUCAUAUUGCUUUUUAUUUU